AUGUCUACUCAGUCAGUGCAGUGUUUUGGUAAAAAGAAGACCGCCACCGCCGUUGCUCACUGCAAGGCUGGCCGCGGUCUCAUCAAGGUCAACGGACGACCUCUCUCUCUCGUCCAGCCCGAGAUCUUGCGCUUCAAGGUCUACGAGCCUCUCCUCGUUGUUGGCCUCGACAAGUUCGCCAACGUGGAUGUGAGAGUCCGCGUCAGUGGUGGUGGCCAGGUGUCUCAGAUCUACGCCAUUCGACAGGCCAUCGCCAAGUCCCUGAUCGCCUACUACCAGAAGUUUGUUGAUGAGCACUCCAAGAACCUCCUCAAGCAGGCUCUCGUCCAGUUCGACCGAACCCUCCUCGUUGCCGACAACCGCCGAUGUGAGCCCAAGAAGUUCGGUGGUAAGGGUGCCCGCUCUCGCUUCCAGAAGUCUUACCGUUAA
Molecule: messenger RNA, 429 nt
Organism: Fusarium subglutinans
Lineage: Eukaryota; Fungi; Ascomycota; Sordariomycetes; Hypocreales; Nectriaceae
Product: 40S ribosomal S16 protein
Exons: 4
Coding region: 1-429 (142 amino acids)
Biological process (GO): translation; maturation of SSU-rRNA from tricistronic rRNA transcript (SSU-rRNA, 5.8S rRNA, LSU-rRNA)
Cellular component (GO): ribosome; cytosolic small ribosomal subunit
Molecular function (GO): structural constituent of ribosome; RNA binding
Source: RefSeq, a predicted model, not a curated record